AUGGACGCGCAAUGCACGAGCGGAAGGCCACUUCACGCCACCGUUGCAUUUGGCCACAAAGACGUUGUACGGAUCUUUCUCGAGCAUGAUCCUAAACCCAGUAUGGAUGACACACCCCCAGGUCAGAACACCCUCUUGAUUCGUGCCAUAUGUACUGGGGACAUCGAUUUAGCAUCCUUGUUGAUCGAGCACGGCGCAAAGAUUGAUUACGUUGAUCCGAAAGGCGAAUACGCAAAAACACCGCUUUCUAGGGCUUGCCUGGAAAAUCGUAUAGACAUGGUCAAGCUUCUCCUCAACAGUAAGGCUGAUAUCAACUACACAGGCGGACAAUCUGACCAUCCUCUGUUUGCUGCUCUGUAUUAUAUAGCACCGUAUGUGGCGAAAUAUCUCUUGAAGGAGACGGACCCUGACGUGAUGUGGACAGCGUCUGAUGGGAUGGGUAUGCUCCACGGAGGAUAUUACCAGCAUGAUGUCUUGUCCGAUCUGCUUAGGAAAGGCGCUCCUAUUGAUGGCACAAGUAUAUGGGGAACGGUUUUGCACAUAGCGGCGCGUAAUGGCCGCCCAGACAGUAUCAAGACCCUCGUCGACAACGACCCCAAGCCUAACCUGGAGGCUGUGGUUGGAGAGAAUUCGGCAAACUCACAUGAAAUUAGGUACACGGCUCUGCAGCUGGCUUGCACAAAGAGCUCUUUUGAAUGCAUCAAGCUCCUUCUCGAGGCUGGCGCUAACCCUCAUAUAAAGAACAAAGAAAACGAGGACCUUGUCAGUAUCUUACUCCGGGCGGAGCCAGGCUCAGAAGAUUGCGAGAAGGCUCUGAAGUUGCUACUUUCUACGCCAUAUGGCCUCAAGGUGGACUCAAACCGAUGA
Messenger RNA from Fusarium sp. VM40, 867 nucleotides. Lineage: Eukaryota; Fungi; Ascomycota; Sordariomycetes; Hypocreales; Nectriaceae. The record is from the annotation of a GenBank genome assembly.